Protopolystoma xenopodis is the source of this 228-nucleotide messenger RNA. Lineage: Eukaryota; Metazoa; Platyhelminthes; Monogenea; Polystomatidea; Polystomatidae. The record is from the annotation of a GenBank genome assembly.
GUGGAACAUGAUUGGAAGAUGGUAUACUUGGCCAGAGAAGAGUCCUCUUCUGCAGAUUCAGUUGGAGAAGUCCAAUGGGCUCUGGAUCUAAGUAAUACUGGGUAUGAAGUUGCUAAAGUUCAUACCGAUUUCGCUGGCUUCUCUGGGUUUGAUUUUACAUAUGAGCUCUAUGAAUUUAUGUACUCGCAACUAUACACCUGGACAAAGCUUUAUGGGCUCCCAUCUUAG